Messenger RNA from Labrus bergylta (ballan wrasse), 1332 nucleotides. Lineage: Eukaryota; Metazoa; Chordata; Actinopteri; Labriformes; Labridae. The record is from RefSeq and is a predicted model, not a curated record.
CUCACCACGGGCCAGGACCCCUCUCACCCACUCACCACAGCCCAGGACCCCUCUCACCCACUCAUCACAGCCCAGGACCCCUCUCACCCACUCACCACAGCCACGACAGGACCCCACUCACCCACUCACCGCAGCCCGGGACCCCUCUCACCCACUCACCACAGCCCACGACCCCUCUCACCCACUCACCGCAGCCCAGGUCCCCUCUCACCAACUCACCGCAGCCCACGACAGGACCCACUCACCACAGCCCACGACAGGACCCCACACACCCACUCACCGCAGCCCAGGACCCCUCUCACCCACUCACCACAGCCCAGUCCCCCCCCACCCACUCACCGCAGCCCAGGUCCCUCUCACCCACUCACCGCAGCCCAGGUCCCCUCCACCCACUCACCGCAGCCCAGGUCCCCUCUCACCCACUCACCGCAGCCCAGUACCCCUCCCACCCACUCACCGCAGCCCAGGUCCCCUCCCACCCACUCACCGCAGCCCAGGUCCCCUCUCACCCACUCACCACAGCCCAGGACCCCUCCACCCACUCACCGCAGCCCAGGUCCCCUCUCACCCACUCACCGCAGCCACCAGGACCCCUCCCACCCACUCACCACAGCCCAGGUCCCCUCUCACCCAUCACCGCAGCCCAGGACCCUCCUCACCCACUCACCGCAGCCCAGGACCCUCCACCCACUCACCGCAGCCCAGGACCCCUCCCACCCACUCACCGCAGCCCAGGUCCCCUCUCACCCACUCACCACAGCCCAGGACCCCUCCCACCCACUCAUCACAGCCCAGGUCCCCUCUCACCAUCUCAUCACUGCCCAGGACCCCUCUCACCAACUCAUCACCGUCCAGGACCCCUCUCACCCACUCAUCACCGCCCAGGACCCCUCUCACCAACUCAUCACCGCCCAGGGCCCCUCUCACCCACUCAUCACUGCCCAGGACCCCUCUCACCGUCUCAUCACCGCCCAGGGCCCCUCUCACCCACUCAUCACUGCCCAGGACCCCUCUCACCAACUCAUCACCGUCCAGGACCCCUCUCACCCACUCACCACCCAGGACCCCUCUCACCGUCUCAUCACCGCCCAGGGCCCCUCUCACCCACUCAUCACUGCCCAGGACCCCUCUCACCAACUCAUCACCGUCCAGGACCCCUCUCACCCACUCAUCACCGUCCAGGACCCCUCUCACCCAUUCAUCACUGCCCAGGACCCCUCUCACCCAACUCACCACAGCCCACGACCCCUCUCAUCACCGCCCAGGACCCCUCUCACCAACUCACCACAGUCAGAGAUCCAGGACUCUGAGCAGGGAGAGGGCACGCUUUAA